Messenger RNA from Doryrhamphus excisus (bluestripe pipefish), 1197 nucleotides. RefSeq names its product zona pellucida-like domain-containing protein 1. The record is from RefSeq and is a predicted model, not a curated record. Lineage: Eukaryota; Metazoa; Chordata; Actinopteri; Syngnathiformes; Syngnathidae.
AUGAAGACCCUUUUGAUGGUUUUGGCCAUGAUAGCGAGAAGUCGCCCGCUGACGCUGAACGAGUGCGGAGCGGAAGCCCGGCGACCCGAGAUCACCGACAUCUCGGUGCAGUGCGGCACGUCCUCCGUGGGGCUGGCCGUCCAGAUCUGCCCGGUCAUCUACACGGGCUACAACGAGACCCUCCUGAUCCUCAACCACAUGACGGACUCGGACUGCCGGGCCACGCUGGACGAAAGCGUGUGGCCCCCCGUGGCUCGCUUCCACUUCCCCCUGAACGUGACGCACGGCUGCGGGAGCACCUUCCUGACCACCAGCGCCGCCGGCACCGGCGUCUUCUCGGACUUCUCCAACAUCCAGACGGUGAACAUCAGCGGCGUGAUCCGCUCCGUGGACCCCACCACCGGCACCAUCACGUACAACGCCGAGCUCAAGUACUUCUACUCCUGCGCCUACCCCUUAGAGUACCUGGUCAACAACACCCAGAUCGACGUGUCGGCGUCCUCCAUCGCCGUGAAGGACAACAACGGCAGCUUCAUCAGCACCCUGAACAUGAAGCUCUUCAGCGACCCCGACUUCCUGCAGCCCCUGGUCAUACCCAGCCUGGGCCUGGAGCUGAGGACCACCGUGUACGUGGAGGUGAAAGCCGUCAACCUGACCGGGCGCUACCACGUCCUGCUGGACCGCUGCUACGCCUCCAUCUCUCCGCUGCCGUCCAACUCCAGCUUCUUCAACCUCUUCGUGCCGUGCUCCAAGGACCGCUUCACCACCGUCCUCGAGAACGGCGAGAGCCAGCGCGCCCGCUUCCACUUCCCGGCCUUCCGUUUCGUGGAGCAGCAGAACGAGACGGUGUCCACCUACUACCUGCACUGCAUCACCCGCCUGUGCGAGACCAGCACCUGCAGCACCUUCAUGCAGUGCAACAACCGCCGGAAGAGGGACACGGCGGAGGACGCGGCGGAGAACGCGGUGAGGGCCGCGGCGGAGGCCUCGGCGGACGGGGUCACAGAGCCGUACACCAUCACCUCCAGGAAGCUCAUCACCAAAACCGAGAGCAGCGACUCCAAAGAGGAGCCCCUGGUGGACGACGACAAAGACGACUCCGUCGCCGGGCUCGGUGCAGCCGUCGGCGUCCUGGCUUUUGUUUGCGCCGCGGCGUUGUGCGUCGCCGCUGUCUUCUAUAAGAGGCUCAGGAACUGA